AACCUGCUCUGCGCAGAACCAGGGAGGCUCUAUAAAAACGGCUGCGCUUCCACAGACGGAGUACAACAACAAGAGGACACAAGCGCGAAGUCACUGCGGCUCAGCAGCCACCACCGAUCGCCACGAUGCGGGGCACACGCAGCGGGAUCUGCUGGAGACUUUUUCUCAUUUCCUGCGUGUUUCUGGAGAGUUACUCCCAAGACUUCGGCGGACAGACGCAGUUCAUCUGCACGUCCGUGCCGAAGGACGUGGACAUUUGCGCGGCCACUUUGCAGAACAGCGUGCCGGGAGAGGACCUGAAGACCACCGUCAUGCAGCUACGGGAAACGGUCCUGCAGCAGAAGGAGACCAUCAUGAACCAAAAGGAGACGAUCCGAGAACUGACCUCAAAGUUGGCUCGGUGCGAGAGCCAGAGCGGCUCCGACCCGGGGGACGCGCGCCCCGCGGGCAGGAGGAAGGAGGCUGGGACUAAAAACACGAUGGGGGACGUGUCGAGGGGCCCCGCUGACACUUUGACGCAGCUAUCGCAGACUUUACAGUCGCUGAAGCAGAGACUGGAGAACCUGGAGCAAUUCAGCAGAAGCAACAACUCCGUGCAGGCGAACAGCCUCAAAGACCUGCUCCAGAGCAAGAUCGACGACCUGGAGAAGCAGGUGCUGUCCCGCGUGAACAGCAUCGAGGAGGGGAAGCCCGGACUCCGCAACGAGACGGAGCAGCGUGGGCGCGUGGAGUCCACGCUCACGUCGUUACACCAGAGGAUCACGGACCUGGAGAAAGGUCAGAGGGAGAACCGGCCUCUGGAUAAAUUCCAGCUCACGUUCCCCCUGAGGACCAACUACAUGUACGCGAAGGUGAAGAAGAGUUUGCCGGAGAUGUACGCGCUCACCGUGUGCAUGUGGCUCAAGUCCAACGCGUCCCCCGGCGUCGGCACGCCGUUCUCCUACGCGGUUCCGGGUCAGGCCAACGAGCUGGUGCUCAUAGAGUGGGGCAACAACCCCAUGGAGAUUCUGAUCAACGACAAGGUGGCAAAGCUGCCGUUCCUCAUCAACGAUGGCAAGUGGCAUCACAUCUGCGUGACCUGGACCACGCGCGACGGCGUCUGGGAAGCCUUCCAGGACGGCGUCAAGAGGGGCAGCGGGGAGAACCUGGCUCCGUAUCACCCCAUCAAGCCCCAGGGGCUGCUGAUCCUGGGCCAGGAGCAGGACACGCUCGGAGGAGGAUUCGACGCCACCCAGGCCUUUGUUGGAGACCUGGCGAAUUUUCACAUCUGGGACCGGAAACUAUCUGUGGGGGAGAUUUACAACCUGGCAACGUGCAGCAGCAAAGCACAAGUGGGCAACGUUUUUGCGUGGAUGGAGACCAGCCUUGAUAUUUACGGAGGUGCCUCAAAGUGGACCUUCGAAGCCUGCCGCCAGCUCAACUGAACCGCAGGGAGGAGUGAAUAUGUUAGAGCCACUGUCACAGCAUCUGUCAGCUAAUGUGAAAGGAGCUCAUGUUAACGAGUAGCGUCCGGAUUCGUCAUAGAUUUUUGAGAACAUGGUUGGUGGCCACUGGAGCCGGUUCUGGAGCGGGACCGCGCGCUGGAAACGGACUCUCCUGCGGUGUCUUGUGGUGCUGAGAUGUGCAUGAGGUCUGGUGGUUGUGUUUGGAAACGCAGCUGAGCCCAUGCGGACGUCAGGGGGUGGCGUCGACACCAACACGACAGCGGUGAACGGCGCAGGAGGAAAACGUGUAGUUUAUUUAGUGAACAGAUGUCACGCGGUUCAGGCUCGACUGCCAGGGAGCUUCACUGUGAAACGGACAAAGUGGGUGUGGGUUCUCCAGUGGGUGAGGCUCUGACAGACGCCAUUGUUUCUCUCUCUCUCACUGCUUUCUCUACCACCACCUGCUUAACGUGAUUUUGUGUAAAGAAUGACCUAGUUAUUGCCAACAUCCGAGCCUGAGUGCCUUGGGCUGUUCAAAAAAAUCAGCACAUCCAGUUAUUAUGAGUGUUUGUGUUUCCUUUGUGUAAAAUAGUUUCAAAGGAGGCGUUUCCUGCUGCGGACAGAGUGACGACGGGUCAGAUUGUUUAUUGUGGAACGACAUUCACGAAUGACAGCGGAGCAUUUUGCAGAUGUUUGUAUUUCAAUGGGAAUGUUCUCUGUACAGUAACAGCAUGUCUUAACUUCUGUAAAUGCUGCGUCAGCAUCUAUGGUCUUUGCUUUUACCUUCCUACUUCUAGGUUGAGAUUUUAUACUGUAUUGUUAUAUGCUUAAAGCAUGGCGACACUGACAGAUGAAAAAGUUCUAGUUUUUGUAAUAAAUUGUGAUACUUGAAGAAUUA
Molecule: messenger RNA, 2322 nt
Organism: Betta splendens (Siamese fighting fish)
Lineage: Eukaryota; Metazoa; Chordata; Actinopteri; Anabantiformes; Osphronemidae
Gene: nptx1l
Product: neuronal pentraxin 1 like
Exons: 5
Coding region: 126-1424 (432 amino acids)
Source: RefSeq, a predicted model, not a curated record